Molecule: messenger RNA, 2745 nt
Organism: Fusarium sp. VM40
Lineage: Eukaryota; Fungi; Ascomycota; Sordariomycetes; Hypocreales; Nectriaceae
Source: the annotation of a GenBank genome assembly
AUGGCUUCUGAUAUGUCCUCUCUGCCCCCCGCGAGCGACCGUCGCUACUCGGACGAUUCCAUCUCCUCGGCUUCCACCACAAGUCUUGUCUUUGAGAGGAUACAAGAGAAGACAGAGAUGGACUCCGCCAAAGAUAACAACGACACUCGCGCUCUGGAUGACGAUGACCCCCUCAAGGAAGAGGACGACCUAGAGACCGGUCCUUUCCUCGGUCCUGGAGCUGUGCUACAUCGCGAACCCAUGGACAAGGGAUUGCGCCGCAUUCUCAUCAUCGUCGGUGCCCUUUUCGUUGCUGGCUGGCUUGCCGGCCUCGGUAUCUUUCUCUACACUGGUUCCUACCAUCACGAGAGCGACACCGAACACGAUCCUGAUGCUGCAACGCGAGGCUCAGGAAAAGCCGUCACAAUGGACCAGCUCUUUGACGGAACCUGGCGAGCAAAGACACACAGCAUCAGCUGGAUCGCUGGUCCUGAUGGCGAGGACGGUCUGUUGCUUGAGGUUGGAGCUAGCGAGAAGCCCUAUAUCGUUGUAGAAGAUAUUCGCGACGACAAGAAGGAUACCAGGGCACCAAUCGACAAGGACAAGGCUUCCAAGUCGCGUACAUUGAUGAAGGAUAACUUCUUUGUCUAUGAGGGAAACCAGUAUACACCUGAUUGGAACGAACCCAGCCCCGACUUGAAGAAGGUCCUGCUCGGGGUCAGCAAAAAGAAGAAUUGGCGUCACUCUUUCAGUGCCAUCUACUUCAUUCUUGACGUCGAGACACAGAAGGCCGAACCGCUCGUUCCCGGCAAGCCUGACGUGCGUAUCCAGCUUGCCUCAUGGAGCCCCAAGAGCGAUGCCGUGUCAUACACGCAAGACAACAAUCUGUACAUCAGACGUCUAGACGAUAAGAAGGAUGUUGUUCAGAUCACCAAAGAUGGUGGCCCUGAAUACUUCUAUGGCGUUCCUGACUGGGUAUACGAAGAAGAGGUCUUCAGCGGUCGUAGCGCUACAUGGUGGUCUAAAGAUGGCAAGUAUUUGGCCUUCCUUCGCACCAACGAAACCGGUGUUCCUGAAUUCCCCGUCCAGUUCUUCAUCAAGCGCCCCAGUGGUACAGACCCUGAAAAGGGCGAGGAGGCAUAUCCCGAGGUAGAGCAGAUCAAGUAUCCCAAGGCGGGCGCUCACAACCCCGUCGUGGACUUGCUGUUCUACGAUGUUGCAAAGAAGGAUGUCUUCUCUGUCGACAACGACGGUGCCUUCGCGGAUGAUGAUCGUAUCAUCAACAACCUCCUUUGGACUGGAGACAAAGCUCUCGUUAAGGAGACAAACCGUGUCAGUGAUAUUCUCAAGGUAGUCUUGAUCGAUGUCGGUUCUCGCAAGGGCAAGACUGUCAACACCAUCGACGUUGAUAAGAUUGACGGUGGCUGGUUUGAGAUCUCACACAACACAAAGUACAUCCCGGCCGAUCCUGAAAACGGUCGCGACCACGAUGGAUACGUUGACUCAUACCUGCACGAAGGCUACGAUCACCUGGCCUACUUCACUCCUCUUGACAACCCCGAGCCUAUCAUGCUCACCAAGGGUGAAUGGGAGAUUGAUGACGCUCCCUCGGCAAUUGAUCUCGCAAACAACCUGGUGUACUUCAUCGCCACCAAGGAAUCGUCAAUCCAGCGUCACGUCUAUUCCGUCAAGCUCGACGGUAGUUCUCUUGAAGCCCUGACCGAUACCAAAACAGAGGCUUACUACGGCGCCUCUUUCUCCAAGGGUGCUGGCUUUGUCCUCUUGUCCUACAGCGGGCCCAAGGUUCCUACUCAGAAAGUCAUCUCCACACCUUCGAGCGUCUUUACCUAUGAGCAUCUCAUCGAAGAUAAUGUUGAGCUUGCAGAGCGCGCUCGUAGUCAUGAGCUUCCCGUUAACAAAUAUGGCACUCUUGAUCUUGGUGAUGGCGUCAAAGUCAACUACGUAGAGCGACGCCCACCUCACUUCGACCCCAAGAAGAAAUAUCCCAUCCUCUUCCAGCAAUACUCCGGCCCAGGUUCUCAAUCUGUCACCAAGAAGUUCGGUGUAGACUUCCAGGCUUAUGUUGCCUCCGCACUUGGCUACCUGGUCGUCACCGUCGAUCCCCGAGGCACAGGCUUCCUCGGCCGCAAGCACCGCGUCGUAGUCCGGUCACAGCUCGGCGUUCUAGAGUCACAAGACCACAUCGCUGCUGCCAAAAACUUCGCAUCACGCCCUUAUGUCGAUGCCGAUCGCCUUGCUAUCUGGGGCUGGUCCUACGGCGGUUUCACCACCCUCAAGACACUUGAGCAGGACGCCGGCCGCACUUUCAGCUAUGGCAUGGCCGUUGCCCCUGUAACCGACUGGCGCUUCUACGACAGCAUCUACACAGAACGAUACAUGCGCACUCCCCAGGAGAACGCCGACGGCUACGACCUGUCCAUGAUCUCCAAUGCCACAGCUCUCGGCGGCAACAAGCGUUUCCUUCUUAUGCACGGUGUCUCCGAUGACAACGUCCACUUCCAGAACUCGCUCACACUUCUCGACGAGCUCGAUCUUGCAGGCGUUGAGAACUACGAUGUUCAUGUUUUCCCCGAUAGCGAUCACAGUAUCUACUUUCAUAACGGAAACCGCAUUGUCUACGAUAAACUUCGAAACUGGCUCAUCAAUGCCUUCAAUGGCGAGUGGCUCAAAAUUUCAGAUCCCAAGCCACACAAGGAUGGUGUCGAGAAGGAGAAGCGGCAGGUCGAUGAGGUAUCCUUGGUCUAG